UCUCCACGCAUAGGAGGGCACAAGGAACCUAAUAGCAUGCACUUCGGCUGUAGUCAAGUCAACAUAUUAUAGUUUACCCAAUCGAGAUCUCGUGGUUUUGCCUUAUAUGUGUGCAUUAGCACCCCCAUAGCCAUUCAUCACACAACCUCUGGCCACUUCUGCUCUGUUCCGCGUUACAACUCUAGAUCAAUUUCGUCCCAGGUGGCCAGUUAACAUCCAUAUCUUUCAAAAAUGGUUGCCGAAGUUAUGGGGGCAAGCUCAGAAAGUGAGCCAACUCUUCUCAGCACGUUACCCAAUGAAGUACCAUUAGACUUUUUGAGAGAAAUUACAUCAGACUUCUCUGACGAGCGAAGACUAAGUGAAGAUGCAUUUGGAACAGUUUAUAAGGGAGUUCUACGAAAUGGGCAACUGGUUGCUGUGAAGAAGCUAGCGGCAUAUGUGCAAGUGCCUGCUGGAAAAAGAUUUCUCAACGCUGCAACAAAUCUUAUGGCAGUUCAACAUGACAAUAUAGUAAAGUUGCUUAGCUGCUGCAGCGAAUCAAAAAAGAAAGUGGUGGAGGAAAAAGGAAGAUUUGUUCUUGUUGACAUGGAUGAAUGUGUACUCUGCUAUGAAUUUUUACAUAAGGAGAGCCUUCAUGACUAUCUGUCGGAUAGUACAAGGAAGACUGACUGGGAUACAAACUUCAAAAUAAUUAAGGGCAUUUGCCAGGGUCUAAGUUUCUUACAUGAGGGGAUGAUGCUUGGUCGUAUUGUUCAUUUGGAUCUUCACCCUGCCAAUAUAUUGUUGGAUAACAAUAUGGUGCCAAAAAUUGCAAACUUUGGUCUCUCGCAACUCUUUGAUACGGACAAAUCCCGGACAUACACAAUGAAUGUUAUGGGACUAAAAGGGUACAUGGCACCUGAGUAUUUGUACCGUGGUGAAAUCUCACCCCAGUGUGACAUAUAUAGUUUAGGUGUAGUAAUCAUUGAGAUCACCACGGGAGAGAAGAAUUGUUCCAACGACAAAGACAUGGCUGGAAGAAAUUUUAUUGAUAGGAUACGUCAAACUUGGACAGAUGACCAUAUAGCAUCCAUGUACCCAUUAUUGAGGGCAGAUCGCCUUGUGGAAGUGAAAGCAUGCAUUCAUAUUGGUCUUGAAUGUGUUGAUGUCAACCAGAAGGAAAGGCCUUCUAUUGCAGACAUUGUUGACAAGCUCAUCAAUGGAAAAUUUGCAGUGCAGGCUUGAUGUAUCAGAGAUUUGAACCAUCAUUAUGGAACUCCCCGCUGGAUUUACUACCUCUUCCAGAAGAAAUCCACUGAGUUGUUCUUGAAUU
Molecule: messenger RNA, 1312 nt
Organism: Setaria italica (foxtail millet)
Lineage: Eukaryota; Viridiplantae; Streptophyta; Magnoliopsida; Poales; Poaceae
Product: cysteine-rich receptor-like protein kinase 41
Exons: 7
Coding region: 232-1224 (330 amino acids)
Biological process (GO): protein phosphorylation
Molecular function (GO): protein kinase activity; ATP binding
Source: RefSeq, a predicted model, not a curated record